Ahaetulla prasina is the source of this 6655-nucleotide messenger RNA. RefSeq names its product kinase D interacting substrate 220 (gene KIDINS220). Bases 233 to 5602 code for a protein of 1789 amino acids. The transcript has 31 exons. The record is from RefSeq and is a predicted model, not a curated record. Gene Ontology annotation, molecular function: protein binding. Lineage: Eukaryota; Metazoa; Chordata; Lepidosauria; Squamata; Colubridae.
ACGCCUCACGUGACCUGGCCGGCAGCUAAGGCGAAGAUGGCCACCGUCUCUUUGGGUUGAAGGAGACGGAGCGCUCCUCAACCGCUUUCCCACCACCGCUACUACUAUCGUACUGCUACCAGCACCACCACCACGACGUCAACAGCAGGAGCAGCGCCGUCCUCCUCCAAAUUCUCGUCCUCGACCGCUCCUUUUCGCCGAUAACUGGCAUUGUGGAACCUGACUACUAAGGAUGGCUAAUCUGAUGUCUCAGAGUUUGGUGACUUACGUAGAAGAAGAAAAUGUUCCUGCUUUGAAAGCAUUUCUUGAGAAGUGCAAAGAUGUGGAUGAAAGGGAUGAGAAUGGUCAGACUCCUUUAAUGCUAGCUGCAGAGCAAGGCAAUUUAGAAAUUGUCCAAGAACUGAUAAAGAAAGGCGCCAAUUGUAACUUGGAAGAUUCAGAUAACUGGACAGCUCUUAUCUCUGCAUCUAAAGAAGGGCAUAUUGCUAUUGUAUCAGAACUCUUAGCAUGCAAUGUGAAUAUAGAACAUCGAGACAUGGGUGGGUGGACAGCCCUUAUGUGGGCAUGCUACAAAGGCUCUACUGAAGUAGCUGAACUGCUUCUUGAAAGAGGAGCAAACCCAAACAUCACUGGUAUACAAUAUAGUGUGUAUCCAAUAAUUUGGGCAGCAGGUCGAGGCCAUUCUCGUAUAGUGCAACUGUUGCUGCAACAUGGAGCUAAAGUCAACUGCUCUGACAAGUAUGGUACUACACCAUUGAUCUGGGCAGCAAGAAAAGGACAUCUGGACUGUGUAAAGUAUUUGUUGCAGAUGGGAGCAGAUGUAGAUCAGGAAGGAGCUAAUUCUAUGACUGCACUUAUUGUAGCAGUAAAAGGUGGCUUUACAGAUUCAGUGAAAGAAAUUCUGAAAAGAAAUCCAAAUGUGAACUUAACAGAUAAAGAUGGAAAUACAGCUUUGAUGAUUGCUUCAAAGGAGGGUCACAUAGAAAUUGUGCAAGAUCUCUUAGAUGCAGGAACCUAUGUGAAUAUUCCUGAUCGAAGUGGAGAUACCGUGCUGAUUGGGGCUGUCAGAGGUGGUCAUGUUGAAAUUGUGAGAGCAUUGCUUCAUAAAUAUGCUGAUAUAGACAUUAGGGGUCAGGAUAAUAAAACAGCUUUAUAUUGGGCUGUUGAAAAGGGAAAUGCUACCAUGGUAAGAGAUAUUUUGCAGUGUAAUCCAGACACUGAAAUAUGUACAAAGGACGGUGAAACACCUCUUAUAAAGGCAACCAAAAUGAGAAAUAUUGAAAUAGUUGAGCUUCUGCUGGACAAAGGAGCAAAAGUUUCUGCUGUAGAUAAGAAAGGAGACACUCCACUUCAUAUUGCUAUUCGUGGCAGGAGCCGUAGGCUUGCAGAAUUGCUGUUACGAAAUCCUAAAGAUGGCAGACUACUUUAUAGGCCUAAUAAAGCUGGGGAAACCCCUUACAACAUUGAUUGCAGCCAUCAGAAAAGUAUUUUAACUCAAAUCUUUGGUGCUAGGCACUUGUCUCCUACUGAAUCAGAUGGGGAUAUGCUGGGUUAUGAUCUCUACAGUAGUGCAUUAGCUGACAUUCUUAGUGAACCAACAAUGCAGCCACCGAUUUGUGUUGGCUUGUAUGCCCAGUGGGGAAGUGGCAAAUCUUUCUUGCUCAAGAAACUUGAAGAUGAAAUGAAAACAUUUGCAGGACAGCAGAUUGAACCUUUGUUUCAAUUUUCCUGGCUUAUUGUGUUCCUUUCACUUUCAUUGUGUGGCGGCCUUGGUUUAUUGCUUGCAUUUACCGUAGAUGAAAAACUUGGAAUAGCAGUGGCGUUGAGUUUAUUGGCACUGCUAUAUGUAUUUUUCACUGUAAUAUAUUUUGGGAGCCGAAGAGAAGGAGAAAAUUGGAAUUGGGCAUGGGUGCUUAGUACAAGAUUGGCAAGACAUAUUGGCUACAUGGAAUUACUUCUUAAACUCAUGUUUGUGAACCCACCUGAGCUGCCAGAACAAACUACUAAAGCCUUACCCGUCAGGUUUCUCUUUACAGAUUACAAUAGAUUGUCUAGUGUAGGUGGAGAAACCUCAAUGGCUGAAAUGAUUGCCACCCUUUCAGAUGCCUGUGAGAGAGAAUUUGGGUUUUUAGCAACACGUCUUUUUCGAGUAUUCAAAACUGAAGAAACUCAAGGUAAAAAGAAAUGGAAAAAAACUUGUUGUCUCCCAUCUUUCGUUAUCUUCCUCUUUAUUCUGAGCUGCAUUGUGUCUGGGAUCACUCUUAUAGCCUAUUUCAAAGUAAAUCCUGAAAACAUGACAGUGAAUGCUAUUCUGAUUUCAUUUUUAUGCGUUGUGGGUUUGAGCUUUAUCUUGAACUGUCGCACGUGGUGGCAAGUGAUGGACUCCAUCUUAAAUUCACAGAGAAAACGGCUUCACAGCGCUGCUUCAAAACUACACAAACUGAAGAGUGAGGGGUUUAUGAAAGUUCUUAAAUGUGAAGUGGAGCUGAUGGCAAAAAUGGCAAAAACUAUAGAUAGCUUUACUCAGAAUCAAACCAGGCUUGUAGUAAUUAUUGAUGGAUUGGAUGCCUGUGAACAGGAUAAAGUUUUACAGAUGCUUGAUACAGUCCGAGUCCUUUUUUCUAAAGGUCCAUUUAUUGCCAUUUUUGCUAGUGAUCCUCAUAUCAUUAUCAAGGCAAUUAAUCAGAAUCUGAACAGUGUACUAAGAGACUCAAAUAUAAACGGACAUGAUUACAUGAGGAAUAUAGUUCAUUUACCUGUAUUUCUUAAUAGUCGUGGACUCAGUAGUGCUAAAAAGAUGAUGGUAGCUGCAACCACGAAUGGAGAUGUUCCAUAUACAGAUAGUUCAGGAUUUCAUGAAGACAUUGAUCGAAGAAUUUCACAGAAUAGCCUGGGAGAUGUGACUAAGCUUGGAAGUAAAACAGCUCUCAAUAGAAGGGAUACCUACAGAAGAAGGCAAAUGCAGCGUACCAUUACACGUCAGAUGUCUUUUGAUUUGACCAAGCUAUUGGUUACAGAAGACUGGUUCAGUGAUAUUAGCCCACAGACAAUGAGGCGAUUGCUUAAUAUUGUUUCUGUGACAGGACGUUUAUUGAGAGCUAAUCAGAUCACUUUCAACUGGGAUAGGCUGGCAAGCUGGAUCAACUUGACAGAGCAAUGGCCAUAUAGAACAUCCUGGCUUAUAUUAUAUUUGGAAGAAACAGAAGGUGUUCCAGAUCAACUAACUUUAAAAACAAUCUAUGAGAGAAUUUCAAAGAAUAUUCCAACAACUAAAGACGUUGAACCUUUACUAGAAAUUGAUGGUGAUAUUCGAAAUUUUGAAGUAUUUUUGUCAUCACGAACUCCAGUCCUUAUAGCACGAGAUGUAAAAACAUUUUUACCAUGUACAGUGAAUCUUGAUCCCAAACUGCGAGAAAUUAUUGCAGAUGUCCGGGCUGCAAGAGACCAAAUUAAUAUUGCAGCAAUUCCAUAUCCUGCAAUGCCUAUACAAGAUGCAGCACCCAGAGCAUCAUCAGUAUUUAGUCAGCCAUCGUCAGCCUGCUCUUCAACCCAUUCUUUUAAUGGACCUUUCAAUGGAGGAGUUGUAUCACCACAGCCCCAUAGCAGCUACUACAGUGGAAUGACAGGACCUCAGCAUCCAUUUUAUAACAGACCAUUCUUUGCCCCAUAUGUUUACAUGCCAAGGUAUUACCCUGGCAGUUCUCAUCUCACCUCCCGUCCAUCACUAAAACCGAAUUUGUCCAGGGAACAAAGCAAUGGUCUAGAUAUUAUCAAGGAGGAUGUUGAUGAGUGGCUAUCGAUACCCACAGAGCCCUCAAUGCUAUGUAAAACUGGGUUAAAAAGACAAAGACAGGGGACAGUCCCUGGAACAGGAGCAUCCCAUGUUCCUUUGAGCACAAUGAGUGUAGAUGCCGUGUGUGAGAAGCUGAAACAUAUAGAAGGACUAGAUCAGACUAUGCUGGCUCAGUAUUCUGCAACUAUAAAGAAGGCUAAUAUAAACGGUCGUGUUUUAGCACAGUGUAACAUUGAUGAACUAAAACGUGAGAUGAACAUGAAUUUUGGAGACUGGCAUCUCUUCAGGAGUGCAGUACUUGAUAUGAGAAAUGCAGAAAGUCAAGUUGUCCAUGAAGAUUCUCGAACAGUGAAUGAGCAUGCCAACCCAAUUCCUCAUAAUGAUCUCACUCGGCGUCCAACUCUAAACAAUGAAUUACCCCAUACGGAACUUACUGGUCUUCCAGGUCAAGCUCCUUAUGCUCUCAAUUUUAGCUUUGAAGAGCUGAACAAUAUUGGCCUAGAGGAAGCCCCUCCACGUCAUAGCAAUCUAAGCUGGCAGUCACAAGCCCGCCGGACUCCAAGUCUUUCAAGUCUCAAUUCUCAAGAUUCUAGUAUUGAAAUUUCAAAGCUUACUGAUAAGGUACAAGCAGAAUAUAGAGAUGCAUAUAGAGAAUAUAUUGCUCAAAUGUCACAGUUAGAAGGAGGUGCAAGUUCUAGUACAGUUAGUGGUAGGUCUUCACCACAUAGUUCAGCAGCAUUUUACAUGGGCCAGAGUACAUCCACAGGUUCUCUUCAUUCCAGUAUGGAACAAGAUAAGGCAAAGGAUGCUGAACAGAAACAAGAUGAUGGAAGGAAAUCCUUCUUGAUGAAGCGGAAUGAUGUUGUAGAUUACAGUAGUUCAGUAUCUACUAAUGAUGCAUCUCCAUUAGAUCCCAUUACUGAAGAAGAUGAAAAAUCAGAUCAGUCUGGAUCCAAGCUUCUUUCUGGGAAGAAAUCUUCAGAAAGAACUAGCAUUUUCCAAGCUGCAGAUCUGAAGUUGAAAGGAGUAGCUCUACGUUAUCAGAAACUUCCAAGUGAUGAAGAUGAGUCUGGAACAGAAGAAUCUGAUAAUACACCUCUCCUCAAGGAAGGUAAAGACCGGAAAACAGAAGGAAAAGUAGAGAAACAGUCCAAAUCUCCAGAACAUGGCUCUGAGCCCAUCAGAACCUUGAUUAAAGCAAAGGAGUAUUUGACAGAUGCUCUUCUAGACAAAAAGGAUUCCUCUGAUUCUGGAGUAAGAUCCAACGAAAGCUCUCCAAAUCAUUCUCUCCAUAAUGAUGGAGAUGAUUCACAGCUUGAAAAAGCAAAUCUCAUUGAGCUGGAAGAUGAUGGCCGCAGUGGAAAAAGGGGAAUUCCCCAUAGCUUGAGUGGCCUUCAAGAUCCAACAAUUGCACGUAUGUCAAUUUGUUCAGAAGAUAAGAAAAGUCCUUCAGACAGCAGUUUAAUAGCAAGCAGUCCGGAAGAGAAUUGGCCAGCAUGUCAAAAAGUCUACAAUUUAAAUAGAACGCCUAGCACAGUCACCCUGAAUAAUAACAGUGCACCAACCAAUAGACCCAAUCAGAAUUUUGAGGAGACUGACGGUAUCAUAGUAGAACCUCCUCAAAUCAUUCUGUGUCCUGGAUCGAGUUCUAACUCGGUGUCAGUUCAGAAUGAUAAUAUUAAAAGUGUGACCCAUAAGCGUAGUCAGCGUUCAAGUUAUUCAAGGCUUUCAAAAGAUUCUUCUGAGCUUCUGACGGUUACUGGUUCUGAUGCUGCAGGCUUUGGAGAAGAGAGAGAGAGUAUUCUUUGAAAGUAAUCCAAGUUACCACAUUGCCCCCAUCUACCUGAUUGAUUUAUUUAUUUUUUUUAUACAGCCUCCUUUUCUUAGUUCCUCAUCAGAUUUACACAUUUCUUUAUCAUUCCAGUUGCAGCUUGGUUCUCUGUCCUCUGCUCAUGUUUGCUCUUCUAAAAAAAAUAGGGUUGUAAUCCAGUCAAAAUCUCAUGGUUUAGAAUAGAAAAAAUACAUAAUAUAUUGAAAAUUAGUUGAAUAAUGGCCAGAAUAAAUGAGUAGCCAUUGAUCAGGUAAAAAUGGUGUUCAAUUUUUCUAGGGCAAGUAUAUAUGUUUUGGUCUGCAUGUUGAAAAGUAAUGCUGAGAUAAAAAUGAAUAUCGUACAUCUAUGUAAGAAUCAAUGUACCAAUUUGAUUUAACAUUUUAAAUUAUCAAAUAAAGGAACGGGGUAGAGGUCUACAAAUUUGAUACCUAUGAUUUUAUACUUUUCAGUCCCGUGACACUUUAAAAAGUAUUGAUGUUUAAAUCGCUGAAAUUGAAAUAUUAAAUCAUUUUUUGCUGGUUUAAAUGAUUUUGUCUUUGGGAAUGCUAUAUUUGUAAUUCUAAAUUUGAGGAAAGAAUACUGCAUGUUUGAAAUGAUAAUGGUACUCAAGAUUUAAGAAUUGUCUGAAUUUUUUGUUAACCAUAGACUGUAGUAUAACAAUAGUUCUAAAAUAAUUGUGAAGAGUAACUGUGGUUGCGGUGUUCUGUAGUAUUAUUUUCAAGGGAGUGCUUUGAUGUAAUCUUUUGAACGUAUUUCUAAUUUUAAACAAUAGUGGCCUUUGAUUAAUGUGUUUUAUUUGAUUGUGGAGAGCAAACAGAAUUGGUGGCUUUCAUGGCCUUAGUACUUAGCAAAAAUGUAAUGUUUGCCUUUAUGUAGCAAUGUAGCAUAUAAUUAUGUCCAUUCUGUUUUUAGCAUUGUGGAUAAAGUAUCAGUACUUUAUAUGCAAAUGAAAAUGCAUGAUUUUAAAUAGGAUUUGUGAAUUGUAUACAUUCCACUACAAUGGAGAUAAUAAUAAAAUCACAGGCAUGCUU